Molecule: messenger RNA, 257 nt
Organism: Pocillopora meandrina
Lineage: Eukaryota; Metazoa; Cnidaria; Anthozoa; Scleractinia; Pocilloporidae
Source: the annotation of a GenBank genome assembly
AUGGACACGGUGGGGCCAGACCACCCUGUCAAUGUUGCAUUAGAGGUGUGCGUAAAGUUCAAGAUGGCAGCUUGUUUGCAAUUUUGUGAAAACCUUUGACGACCCCUUCAGUGCUGUAAAUGUGAUCUACUGAAACUGGGAGUGGCAGCAGUAUAGAGCAGGUCAAUAAUCUUUACAGUGAGCUCAAAGGUGCCGUAGCUGCAUUAGAUAGCAAAUACACCCAUUGUAGAGGAAGAGUUUUGACGUGCAAAGAUUAA